AUGAAAAAAGUAAAAGAUGAAAUUUUAAAUUUCCUCUCAUUUGACUUAAAAAAUAAAAAAUCGUUAAUAAAUUUUUAUAAAAUUUUAAAUAAAGAAUAUACAUGUGGAGAAAUUCAUAAAAAUUUAAUUUUAAAUCCAAAUCAAAAGUCUUCAUUUCUUUAUUUUGAAAUUAGACAAAAUGAAAUAGUACUGGGUUUUAAAGAUGCGAAUAAUGAUUUAUAUCAAAAAUUACUUAAAAUUAAAGAUAGCAAAAUAUUUGGAGAAAAUAUAAAAGAGGAAGAAGAUAUUUCACAUUUAAUUAAAGACAUAAAAAACUACUCAUAUAUCCAAGGAGGAGCCUUAAUAACAUUUCAUAAAAAAUUGCUAAUAGAUUAUAUAAUCUUAAAAUUAGAGAAAUUCAAAGAGAUAACAGAUAAAUAA
Plasmodium relictum is the source of this 420-nucleotide messenger RNA. Its product is annotated as conserved Plasmodium protein, unknown function. The transcript has a single exon. NCBI's taxonomy places the organism in Eukaryota, Apicomplexa, Aconoidasida, Haemosporida, Plasmodiidae. The record is from RefSeq and is a predicted model, not a curated record. The coding region runs from base 1 to 420 and encodes 139 amino acids.